Mugil cephalus (flathead mullet) is the source of this 4990-nucleotide messenger RNA. Its product is annotated as mucin-13-like. Gene Ontology annotation, biological process: cell-cell junction assembly. The record is from RefSeq and is a predicted model, not a curated record. The coding region runs from base 795 to 2771 and encodes 658 amino acids. The transcript has 13 exons. NCBI's taxonomy places the organism in Eukaryota, Metazoa, Chordata, Actinopteri, Mugiliformes, Mugilidae.
AAACAACCACAUUGGCCCCAGGAACGACAGCAACAACAGUGGCCACAGAAGCAGAGACAACAGCAACAGCAGUGGCCCCAGUAGCCACAACAACAACAGUAGGAACAGAAACAACAACGACCACAGUUGCCGCUGAAGUGGCAUCAACAACAGUUGCCCCAGUAGCCACAACAACAACAGUCACCCCAGAAGCCACAACAACUACAGUGACCCCAGUAUCGACAACAACAAUAGUGACUCCAGAAGUGACAUCAACAACAGUUGCCCCAGUAGUGACAACAUCUACUGCGACCACAGACAGAACACCCACAACAACAGUGGCCCCCGAAGCAACAACAGCAGAAAUCCCAGUAGCCACAACAACAACAGUAGGAACAGAAACAACAACGACCACAGUUGCCGCUGAACUGACAUCAACAACAAUUGCCCCAGAAGCCACAACAACAACAGUCACCCCAGAAGCCACAACAAUUACAGUGACCCCAGUAUCGACAACAACAAUAGUGACUCCAGAAGUGACAUCAACAACAGUUGCCCCAGCAGUGACAACAUCCACUGCGACCACAGACGGAACACCCACAACAACAGUGGCCCCCGAAGCAACAACAGCAGAAACCCCAGUAGCAACAACAACAACAGAUGCCCCAGUAGCAACAACAGUAGCCCCAGUAACGACAACAACCACAGUGACUCCAGAAGCGACAACAACAAAAGUGAUUCCAGAAGCAACAGCAACAACAGUUGCCCCAUUAGGGACAACCUCACCAAUAACUGCGGAAGUGACAACAACCACAAUGGUCCCAGAAGCGGCAACAACAGCAGUUGCUCCUGACUUGAUAACGACAACAACAGUGGCCCCAGAAGCAAUAACAACAACAAAAGCAACAGAAAUAGCAACAACAGCAACAGCAGUGGCAACAGUAGCGACAACAACAACAGUGGCAACCGAAGCCACAAUAACAACAGUUGCCCAAGGAGCAACAGCAAUAACAGCAGCCCCAGGAGCGACAACAACAACAGUGGCCCCAGAAGCCACGAUAACUACAGUGGCCCCAGUAGCGACAACAACCACAGUGGCCCCAGGAACGACAGCAACAACAGUGGCCACAGAAGCAGCGACAACAGCAACAGCAGUGGCCCCAGUAGCCACAACAACAACAACAGUAGAAACAGAAACAACAACGACCACAGUUGCUGCUGAGGUGACAUCAACAACAAUUGCCCCAGAAGCCACAAAAACAACAUUAACCCCAGAAGCCACAACAACUACAGUGACCCCAGCAUCGACAACAACAAUAGUGACUCCAGAAGUGACAUCAAUAACAGUUGCCCCAGUAGCAACAACAUCCACUGCGACCACAAAAGGAACACCCACAACAACAGUGGCCCCCGAAGCAACAACAGCAGAAGCAACAACAACAGAUCCCCCAGCAGCGACAACAGAGGCCCUAGCAACGACAAAACCCACAGUGGCUCCAGAAGCGACAACGACAACAGUUGCUCCUGAUUGGAUAACUACAACAACAGUUGCCCCAGAAGCGACAGCAACAACAGUGGCCCCAGAAGUGACGACAACAACAGAUGUCCCGGAAUCGAAAACAACUACAGUGAUUCCAGAAGGGACAACAACCACAGUUGUCCCGGAUGCGUCAACCUCAACAACCGUGGCCCCAGAAGUGACAACCACAACAGUGACUCCAAUGACAACAGUGACAACUCCAACAACAGCAGUCCCAGAUCCCUGUGAUUCAAACCCUUGUGGAAAAGGAAGCACGUGUGAGGCUCGAGCCAAUCAGGGCUUUGUAUGUUUGUGUCUGGCUGGUGAUAACUACAACAACAAUACACAUCGUUGUGAGAAGGCCAAAGUUUUCCCUGGACACAUACACCUGCCUUACAUACCAUAUGAAAACAGUAUGUCAGACAAGGCAUCACCAGUGUUCAAAAGGACUGCAGACCGUAUUUCCCAAGAGCUGGACCAUAAAUUGAGCUCUAAUCCUACUUACGUUCGAUCUAUAGUGCUGGAAAUGUGGUCAGCUGACAACAGUCUAUUUAGGAUGUUGGUUGGCACCAAUGCAUCUGUAGAGAUCAUCUACUCAGCAAUCUCCAACAUGACAACAUCGGAAGUUGUAGCAGAGGUGGAGAAGGCCACCUCCAAUUGCACCAACUGUUCAGUGGCAGGGGCAAUUUUUGCUGAGGAAGACCUGUGUGAGAGGAAGCCAUGUGAUACAGUCACAGCAAAAUGCUCGUCAGAAGAUGGAGAUUUCAAUUGCACCUGUACAGCUGACUACAUUCCAACUGACUUCAGUACCAGAAUCUGUCACGCUUGCCCGAGUGGAAAAAAAGCAGAGAAUUUUGUGUGUAUCGAUUGUCCAUUUGGUUAUUCUGGUUUUAACUGCAAUGAAUCAUGGAAGCUUAGACUGGUGAUUGUCGGCUCUGUGCUCGGCGCGCUGCUGCUCAUGUCCUUCUUUCUUCUACCGUUAGUCACUCACAAGUUGUCCAAGAAAUGGUUAAAGACAAACACUACUGGAUUCUUCGGAAAACUCUUCGUCAACCAGUCUGCUCCCAAGGCACCAUUGAUCAAUGGCCACUCAGUCAGCAGCCAUGGAUCAGUCUUUGAUAAGGGGGUAGCCAGUGGCUUGGCAGCUUAUACCAAGGAUGGGGUUGUUAGACUUCCACGGGCAAAGGCCAACAACACCUGGAACAGCAGCACCAGCUUGGAGAUGAGUGAAAGCAACAGUCAGCAAAACCUGUUCCCUGUGGGAAGGGACUAAGUGGGUAUUCUUUCUGCCUGUGUGUAAAUAAAAUGUGACUGUGAAGGUUCACAAUCAUCCAGAUCAUGGGUUAUUCAAAUCAUGCUAAAGAAAGGCAGCUGGACUUUUAAAUCAGAAUUAAAUAAAGUAGCUACAGAAGCCACAACAACUAUUACGCCAUAAGUCACAACAACUACUGCUUCUCCAGAAGCCACAACAACAUCAGUAGCUACAGACGCCACAUCAACAACUGUUGCUCCACAAGUCACAACAACUACUAUUGCUACAGAAACCACAAUAACAGGUACUCCACAAGUCACAACAACUACUGUUGCUCCUGAAGCCACAACAACAAUUGUUCCAGAAGCCACAACAACUACUGUUGCUCCAGAAACCACAACAACAAUUGUUCCAGAAGUCACAACACCAACAGUUGCUCCAGAAGCCACAACAACUACUUUUGCUCCAGAAACCACCACAACUCCAGUUGCUUCUGAAGCCACGACAACUACAGUCGUUCCUGACGCCACAACAACUAUGGUCGCUCCUGACGCCACAACAACUACUGUUGCCCCACAAGUCACGGCAACAACAGUAGCUCCGGAAGCCACAUCAAAACACAUCGUUGUGAGACUGAGGAAGACCUGUGUGAGAGGAACCCAUGUGAUGUAGCCACCGCAAGAUGCUUUUCAACAAAUGGGAAUUUCAGCUGCACCUGCAAGGACGAGUACGUUCCGACUGACUUCAGUACCAGAGCCUGUCAUGCUUGUCCCUCUGGACAAAAAGCAGUGAACUCUGAGUGUAUCGAGCUGUCAAAGAAAAAGUUGAAGACAUACUCUGCUGGAUUCUUCGGAAAGCCCUACGCCAACAACUCUGCUUCCAAGGCAACACUGAUUAAUGGCCACUCAGUCAACAGCCAGGGAUCAGUCUUUGAUAAGGGGUCAGCCAAUGGCCUGGCAGCUUAUACCCAGGAUGGGGUUAUUAGACUUCCACGGGCAAAGGUCAACAACUCCUGGAAGAGCAGCACCAGCUUGGAGACAGCUGCCAGCAACAGUCAGCAAAACCUAUUCCCUGUAGGGAGGAACUUAAUGUCUCUGUGUAAAGAAAAUGUGUUUGUGAAGGUUCACGGUUGUCCAGGUCAUGGUUUAUUCAAAUUGCACUAAAGAAAGGCAGCUGGAUUUUUCAAUGAAGUCAUAAUCGUCCCACAAUGGGGAAAUGUUUGACCCAUCCAUUUGUUCAUACAGUAGUGUGUAGUGGGUGUGUAGUGUAUAUUGGGCUGCAGCCUCAGGUGGGUUGCGCCUGAUAUCUAAAUCAGGUUUCAAGUAAUGAAUUAAUUGACAUUUCAAAAUGUUGACACAGAUGUUUAAGAGUUACUUGACUGAUGUGUGAAUCAUUUGGAAGUUUGUGGCUGCUAUAAUAUCAGCUGACCACUAGAUGUCACUGGUAGGGUCUGUCUUUGAGGCUUCAAAGCUUUUUCUGGUACAAUCAGGAAGAAGCCCCAGAAGCUUCACAAGGCUUCAUCCGCCCAUCUCUAGUUUUUAGCUACAGCAAUUUGAGGUAUUUUGACUUUAGCACCAACAACAAUUAUCUCUGUUAUCUCCUGAUUCAACUGAAGGAAACUGUGGUUCAUCCGAAUUUACCUGCUCUAAACAGUAACACCUAUAGUCAUCUGGGGACAGUGCUAGAUAUAUCUGUGUGUCAUCCUCAUAGCUGUGAUAUUAAACAUUGGAAUUCUGCAGAAAUUUACCUAAAGUGUAACACCCACAGAUGUUUUUAUUUAAACCCCAGUUACUCACCACUUCUUUAGAACCAAAGACCUGGAUGAAGUUUCUUCAAGCAACUCCAGUCCAGUUGCCUUUCCAUAGCAUUUUAAAUAAAAGGAAAGUAAUACUUAAUGAAGCUCUGUCUUGCAAUUAACUGUUGUUUUCUACUGCAGUGGCUGAACAACAACCAUGGUGGCAGAAAAACAUCCACCCAGGCUGAGUCCCAGAACAACCCCAAUGAUCAGAGCGGGGGCUACAACAACCCUUACUACACGCGAGACAAUGAUAACUUUUCAAAGACUCAAAGUGAUCUUGUCUUUUGCUGACCACCUUCAAUGAAAUGUGGGAUGUGAUUUCCAUCUCAUGCCAUCUUGGUACUGUCCACUAAUUUUGCACUAAAACUUGAAUCUGUUAAUUUACAAAUAAUUGUUUUUUUGUAUGAAAAUUUGUUCUUCAGAUAAAUUUAACAAUAUCUUA